Scylla paramamosain (green mud crab) is the source of this 1231-nucleotide messenger RNA. RefSeq names its product gamma-interferon-inducible lysosomal thiol reductase-like. The record is from RefSeq and is a predicted model, not a curated record. Bases 1 to 681 code for a protein of 226 amino acids. The transcript is spliced from 5 exons. Lineage: Eukaryota; Metazoa; Arthropoda; Malacostraca; Decapoda; Portunidae. Gene Ontology annotation, molecular function: oxidoreductase activity, acting on a sulfur group of donors, disulfide as acceptor.
AUGAAGGUAUAUAUACACCCCACCUUCCCUGCACACCCGUCACUCGCCCCUCCCUCCACCAUGGCUCUCAGGCGCCUGUUGCUGCUGGCCCUCCUGCCGCUGCUGCUCGACGCGGCCCCUGCUAACUCCAAGAAAACCAAGGUAUCCGUGUACUAUGAGUCGCUGUCCCCGAAGAGCAAGGCGUUCUUCACCGAGCAGCUGUACCCCGUGUGGCUGGACCUCAAGGAGUACAUCGCUGUGGACCUUUACGUGUACGGCAGGACCACGGAGGAAGUGGGCACGACGGGGUACAAGUUUGAGUGCAUCCACGGAUCUGACGAGUGUGUGGGCAACGUGAUGAUGAUGUGCGCCAAGAUCAACAUCCCCACGGUGGAGCAGUACAUGGGCUUCUCCAACUGCAUCAUGGAGGAGUUCCAGGGAGCCGCCAAGUCCGUGGAUUGCGCCACCAAGUUUGCGAUAGACUACACCCCCAUCGAGCAGUGCGCCUCCACCUUCGUCGGGCAGCACCUCCUCCACCAGACGGGACUCAAGCAGCAGACGCUCAGCCCCGCCCUUGAGUCAGCCCCCUGGAUCCUCAUUAACGAUGUGUUCACGGAGGAGCAGAUGAUGGCGGCUCGUCAGGACCUGCGCAAGGUGGUGUGCGCGGUGAACAAGGAAGUGCCGGCGACCAAGUGCAAUUAGGAACACACGAAGGACGCGACUUUACGAGCAGAAUCUUGUUAAUGUUUGUUAUUCGAGGCACUGUUAUUUAUUGUGCGGUGAGGGAGAAGAGGAGUUGCUGCUUCUCUCAUUAGUAGCUUGUGAGGGGAAAAUGAGCUUACAAUACUUCGCUUUUUGGACAUAUCAGUCUCUUGGGUGUUUAUGGUCAUGCAAGUCAUUAACAAGUAGUUUUAGCGUUGACUCGCCAGUGUGUGAAGUGUUCAUGUAGACGUGUUAUCAUUGAGUGCCAGUAAAUAAUGUACAAAGUUGUCUUGUAUUCUUUUUACGUCUUCUUUUGGAUUUCUACAAAUUUCUGAUAAGUAUUUUUCUGUCUCUUUGUCCUCAGAAAUUUCUUGUACUUGUAAGAAGUUAAAAACCAAACCAAGCAAUUAUAUAGUAUUAAAGUCAUACCACCGACACCAACCAUACUCGUACUUUCCCUUAUUUCGUUUAAAAAAUUUUUAUAUCAAACCAGCAAAAUUCUCUUUUCCCUUCCUCUCUUCCUCGAAUCUCUCUCUCCUUCCGCACCUCU